AAAGACAGAGUGCUAAGUUCGAUGUUCAUCAUGAGAGAGCAGGUGGAUGUGAUCUGCUGUAAAUCAGUAGGAACUGAUCUGUCCAUGCUGGAUAUUGAUGAUUUCAUCACAGAAAUCUCUCAGCUGAAGAAAGAGGUGACGUCACUGAAGACUAAACUGAUGGAGAGAGACGACAGGUUACAGGAGCUGGAAAAGGUUUCCUGUCAAUCUUCAGUGUGUGUGACUGAUGGGACCUCCACAGAAUGUCAGGAUUCAGUGUGGAGCGGCAGAGAUCAGUCCACACCACAGCGACUGCUGGACAAACUCUCUGAACAGAGAUCCAGAGACACACAGGACUCACAGCUCACUUUACUCUGUUCUACUGACGGUAAUCAGGGUGAUCAAACCUCCACAGAGUCUCAGACUUCUGUCUGUAACGCUGGAGAACAGCAGAUGCUGCAGAUACCAGUGAAUAUUGAAAUGAAACAGGAGGAGAUAAAAGAAGAAAACAUAGUAGAGGAACAACAGAGAAAUGAAGAUGAUCAAACCACCACAGAGUGUCUGGCUUCUGUCUGUAACGCUGGAGAACAGCAGAUGCUGCAGAUACCAGUGAAGAUGUGUUCAGUGAAGCUGCUGGACUGCAGGAACCUGAUGAAGAUGAGAGGAGAAUCCACAACAGAACAACAACAAAAUGAUGAAGAUGAUCAUGAAACUGCAAUAGAUGAACAACAGAGUGAUGAAGAUGAAGCUGAAACCACAAUAGAGGAACAACAGAGCGAUGAAGAUGAUUUUCCUCCUUCAGAGCUGUUGGAAGUGAAAGAGGAAAGUCAAGAACUGAAUGAAGUGGAGGAGAAACUUCAGUGCCGGAAACAUCAUGAUUUAAUAAAUGUCAAAGAAUCUUUCAGUUGUUCAAAGACUAAAAAUAAUUUCUCACUGAAAAAGCCUAAAAGAAAAACACCUAAAAAUGCUUUUACCUGCUCUCAAUGUGGAAAGAGUUUCAGAUAUAAAACCUGUCUUAAUAUACACAUGAUAAUUCACACAGGAGAGAGACCUUACCCAUGCCAUCAGUGUGGAAAGUGUUUCACAGAUGCAUCCUAUCUACAUAAACAUCUCCACAUUCACUUUGGAGAAAGAGCAUUUGAAUUUAAUAAGUGUGGAAAAACAUUUGUUUUGAAUUCAGUCCUAAAACAACAUCUGAAAACGCACAUAAAUGAGAAGCCUUACAAGUGUUCUUUUUGUGGAAAGAGUUUUGCUCGCCUGUAUUAUUUGAAAGAGCACCAGAAAAUUCAUACCAGUGUGGGCGCUCAUAUGUGCUUUGAAUGUGGGAAGACCUUUAUUACAGCCGGCAGAUUGAAACAGCACCAAAGAAUUCAUACUGGAGAAAAACCUUACAAGUGCACACACUGUGAAAAGAUUUUCAUUCAGUCACAAGACCUGAAAAUACACGAGAGAAUCCAUACUGGAGAGAAACCUUACAAGUGCUCUCUCUGUGGAAAGAGUUUCACUCGGUCAAUAAGUCUAAAAGAACAUGAGAGAAACCAUACGGGAGAGAAACCUUACAAGUGCUCACACUGUGGAAAGAGUUUCAGUCGGUCACAAAACCUGAAAGAACAUGAGAGAAUCCAUACGGGAGAGAAACCUUACAAAUGCUCACACUGUGGAAAGAGUUUCACUCUAUCAAUACGCCUAAAAGAACAUGAGAGAAUCCAUACGGGAGAGAAACCUUACAAGUGCUCACACUGUGAAAAGAGUUUCACUCAGCUACAAAACCUAAAAACACACCAGAGAAUCCAUACGGGAGAGAAACCUUACAAGUGCUCACACUGUGAAAAGAGUUUCACUCAGCUACAAAACCUAAAAACACACCAGAGAAUCCAUACGGGAGAGAAACCUUACAAGUGCUCACACUGUGAAAAGAGUUUCAGUCAGUCACAAGACCUGAAAACACAUGAGAGAAUCCAUAUUGGAGAAAAACCUUACAUGUGCUCAUACUGUGUAAAGAGCUUCAAUCGGUCACAAGACCUGAAAACACAUGAGAGAAUCCAUACUGGUUAUCAGUUCAAUAGAGUGAUGGAACUAGAAGCAGAUGCCAUGGGACAUGAGCUACUUUUUGUAGAUGAGGCCGGUUUUAACCUCAGUAAAACCAGGAGACGUGGCAGGAACAUUAUUGGACACCGUGCCAUCAUCAAUGUCCCAGGACAAUGUGGUGAAGAACUCGCAGUUUUAGCAGGCAGUUCGACGUUCAUCAUGAGGGAGCAGGUGGAUGUGAUCUGCUGUAAAUCAGUAGGAACUGAUCUGUCCAUGCUGGAUAUUGAUGAGUUCAUCACAGAAAUCUCUCAGAAAGAGGUGACGUCACUGAAGACAAAGCUGAUGGAGAGAGAUGAUAGGUUACAGGAGCUGGAAAAGGUUUCCUGUCAAUCUUCAGUGUGUGUGACUGAUGGGACCUCCACAGAAUGUCAGGAUUCAGUGUGGAGAGGCAGAGAUCAGUCCACACCACAGCGACUGCUGGACAAACUCUCUGAACAGAGAUCCAGAGACACACAGGACUCACAGCUCACUUUACUCUGUUCUACUGAUGGUAAUCAGGGUGAUCAAACCUCCACAGAGUCUCUGACUUCUGUCUGUAACGCUGGAGAACAACAGAUGAUGCAGAUACCAGUGAAGAUGAAGAUGUGUUCAGUAAAGCUGCUGGACUGCAGGAAACUGAUUAAGAUGAGAGGAGAAAUCAAAGUAGAGGAACAACAGAGAGAUCAUGAUGAUCAAACCUACACAGAGUCUCUGGCUUCUGUCUGUAAUGCUGGAGAACAGCAGAUGCUGCAGACAACCGUGAAGAUCGAAGUGAAGCAGGAGGAGAUAAAAGAAGAAAACACAGCAGAGGACAAACAGGGAGAUGAACAUGAUUUUAUUUCUUCAGAGCUGAUGGAAAUGAAAGAGCAAUGUCAAGAACUGAAUGAACUGGAGGAGAAACUUCAGUGUCAGAAACAUCCUUUGAGUUGCUCAAAGACUAAGAAGAAUUUAUCACCAGAAAAGGAUAAAAGAAGAGCAGCCAAAAAUACUUUCACCUGCUCACAUGGUGGAAAGAGUUUCAUGAAUAAAAGCCGGUUUAAUAAACACAUGAAAGUUCAUAUUGGAGAGAAACCUUACACGUGCCAUCAGUGUGGGAACAGGUUCUCAAAUAUAGUUUGUCUCAAAGGUCAUCUCUGUUGUCACUCUGGAGAGAGACCAUUUGAAUGUGACAAGUGUGGUAAAACAUUUGCUUUGAAUUCAAGCCUGAGAAAACAUCUGAAAACUCACACAGAUGAGAAUACCGGUGUGGCGGUUCAUAUGUGCUUUGAAUGUGGGAAGACCUUUAUUACAGCCAGCCUUUUGAAACAGCACCAAAGAAUUAAUGCUGGAGAAAAACCAUACAAGUGCUCACACUGUGAACAGAGUUUCACUCAGUCACAAAACCUGAAAAAACAUGAGAGGAUCCAUACUGGAGAAAAACCUUACAAGUGCUCACACUGUGGAAAGAGUUUCAUUCAGUCACAAGACCUGAAAGAACACGAGAGAAUUCAUGCUGGAGAAAAACCUUACAAGUGCUCACACUGUGGAAAGAGUUUCACUGAGUCUCGAAGCCUGAAAACACAUGAGAGAAUUCAUACAGGAGAAAAACCUUACAAGUGCUCACACUGUGGAAAGAGUUUCAUUCAGUCACAAGACCUGAAAAAACACGAGAGAAUUCAUACUGGAGAAAAACCUUACAAGUGCUCACACUGUGGAAAGAGUUUCACUCGCUCACACAAUCUGAAAACACACAAGAAAAUUCAUACUGGAGAAAAACCUUACAAGUGCUCACACUGUGGAAAGAGUUUCAUUCAGUCACAAGACCUGAAAAAACAUGAGAGGAUCCAUACUGGAGAAAAACCUUACAAGUGCUCACACUGUGGAAAGAGUUUCAUUCAGUCACAAGACCUGAAAAAACACGAGAGAAUUCAUGCUGGAGAAAAACCUUACAAGUGCUCACACUGUGGAAAGAGCUUCAUUCUGUCACAAGACCUGAAAAAACAUGAGAGGAUCCAUACUGGAGAAAAACCUUACAAGUGCUCAUACUGUGGAAAGAGUUUCAGUCACACACAUAACAUGAAGACACACGAGAGAAUCCAUACUGGAGAAAAACCUUACAAGUGUUCACACUGUAAAAAGAGUUUCACUAAGUCACAUACCCUGAAGACACACGAGAGAAUCCAUACUGGAGAAAAACCUUACAAGUGCUCACACUGUGAAAAGAGUUUCAGUCACAAACAUAACCUGAAGACACACGAGAGAAUCCAUACUGGAGAAAAACCUUACAAAUGAUCACAAUGUGAAUCCUCAUUUUAUGUUAGUUUUCAGUUUUAUUUUGUGCAUCGCAUAGAUGUACUAUUGUAGUAUUACCUUGCAUUAUUGUCUGAGGCUGUACAAUAGUAUAUAAAAAUUAUAAAUUUUUCAACUCGAGUUGAUGUCCAGGUAAUCUGAAAUCAUGAGAUUCAUCCAUGCAGCAAAACACGUAACUUGUAACACACCCCGAAACACAAUACAUGUAAAGUGUUCAUCCACAAGUUUUAAUCACAGAUGUCACUAGAGAGCACAAAGUUAUGUAGUGCAGCUUUAAAAAUAAGGCUAAAAUAUUUUUUAAUUAUAUAUACACUGAGCAAUGUACACCUACUUAUUCAUGCGAUUAUCUAAUCUAUCAUGACUAUCAUGUGGCAACAGUGCAAUGCAUCCAAUUUUGCAAAUACUAGUGAGGAGCUUCAGUUAAUGUUCACAUCAACCAUCAGAAUGUUGAAAAAAUGUGAUCUUCGUGAUUUCGACCGUGGCAUGAUUGUUGGUACCAGACGGGCUGGUUUGAGUGUUUCAGGAACUGCUGUUCUCCUGGGAUUGUAAUGCACAGCAGUUUCUAUAGUUUACUCAGAAUGGUGCCAAAAACUAAAAAUACCCCAGUGAGCAGUAGUUCUGUGGACGGAAAUGCCUUGUUGAUGAGAGAGGUCAACGGAGAAUGACCAGACUGGUUUGAGCUGACAGAAAGGCUAUAGUAAAUCCGAUAACCACUUCCAACAAAUUCAACAUACAUAACCUAAACAAACAAACAACCAAAUUCAACAUACAUAACCUAAACAAACAAGACAGAUAGUGUGAACUCAAUUAACUUGAAUUAUGACUUGGAACACAAAUCUUCAUAUGGAUUGCAUUGAGCAGAAUAGCAUCUCAGAAUGCACAACAUGUUGAACAUGGUCCAUGGAGGCAGAUGGGCUACAACAGCAGAAGACCACAUUGGCACUUUAUUAGGAAUAUAGUGUUCCCAGUAAAGUGCUCAGUGAGUGUAAACAUACAUUUUGAUUGUUUUCGCCUGUGCCUCCUCCUGACCUAUGGUGCUGCCCUAGACGAUUGCCUAGUUCACCUAUGCCUAGGAACUGCCCUGUAUGAAAGCUUCAAAAAGGUUCAGUGGCAAUCCUGGUGUAAUAUUCAAGAUGUUUGAAUAUAGAUCUGUCAUUGAUGUUACAUAAAUGUGAUGCAGUUCUGAAAUAUAUGCUCUAGUGUGCAGUUGGUUGUCGGGUUAAAAGUGAAUGUCUGAGUAGAAGGAGAAAUAAUAAACCAUGGAGUUUAUCCUGAUGCAAGUCUCGGACGUUCUUUCAGAAUAAUACAUGGUGAAAGAAUGAAUCGCGAAGAUGGAUGCUGUUGGAUUGCAAAUGGAUUGGGAAUUACAGAAUCUUCCAGAUGCAUGGAGAAAGUUUAUGCAGUAUGUUGAACUGAUGUUCUCAGGACCAUUUAAACGUGUGGAAGAGAUGGAGAAAUGCAGAUUCUUGCUGUUGUGGGUCAGAGAGAAAGGACGUGAUAUCUACAAUACCUGGACUCUCACCGCAGACAAAGCUAAGUUACUCAAAACUUACUAUGAUAGCUUUGAAGCUGACAUAGUUCUGAAGGACAACUCAAUUUUGUGAGAUACAAGUUGAAUGAGAAAAUGCAAUGUCCCACGGAAACAUUUGAUCAUCACGUCACUGAACUCAUUAAAGACAGUGGUUACGCCAAGAGGAGAUGGUGAGAGAUCAUGUCAGUUUCUUCCCCAUUAGUCAGAGAGAAAUUACUCAAUCAGGGUGCUGAAUUAACAUUAGGAAAAGCAAUCGACAUUGCCAGAUCACAUGAGAUUGCGCAAGCCCAGAUGAAAAGCUUGGCUACUGGCUGCACGGACACUGAUUGUGAGCAACAACUGCAUGCAAUAGGAAAACAUGCAUAGAAGCAGCAAAACUUUCAAAGAAACUCCAGAAAAGACAGCGUUCAUACCGAACGCCUCAAUACAUGCGGAUACUGUGGGAAAGAUGGUGCUGGGUCAGUCCCCACAGCCACCAUCAUUGUGUCCUUGAGCAAGGAACUUAACUACAGGAUGCUCCGGGGGGAUUGUCCCUGUAAUAUGUGCACUGUAAAUCGCUUUGGAUAAAAGCAUCUGCCAAAUGCAUAAAUGUAAAUUUAAAUGAAAGAACACAAAACAAGGGAUGCAUAUCCAGCAAAAGGAAAGAAGUGCACAAAAUGUGGGAAGUGGUAUCACUUUACAAGAGCAUGCAAAUUUCAUCAUCUCAGCUCAGGACAUCUUUCAGCAGAAAAUAGGCGAGAUAUAUGACAGUUUACAUGAUGUUGUGGCCAUCAUGGACAAUAUCUUGAUAUAUGAGAGGACAGAGGAGGAUCAUGACCGUAACCUCAAGGCUAUGCUGGAAAGGUGGAGAGAGCAAGGAGAGUGAGUGAAUCCUGAGAAUAGUUUGCAUUCCUGAAGUGCGUUAUAUUGGCCACCGUCUCACAAAAGAUGUAAUCAAACCUGAUACUCAAAAAGUUACAGCCAUAAAAUAUAUGACACCACCUAAAACCGUGCUGAACUUGAGACAAGUUUAGGCAUGGUUAAUUAUCUGUCAAAAUUUGCAUCAAGCCUUUCAGACAUGAAUGCACCACUGAGACAGCUACUGCGGCAAGACAGUGAGUUUUAUGGGACAAGCAACACGAUGCAGGAUUCAAGAGGUAAAAGACAUCCUCAUAAGGGAACCAGGACCUGUGUUGGCAUAUUUGGACACAGGCAAAGACCUCACACUGCAAGUUGACGCCUCUAAAUAUUGUAUGGGCACGAUAUGGUGGUUUGGUCAUUGGCAUACGCCUCAAAGUCAUUAACAGACUCCGAAAUCAAUUACGCCUAGAUAGAGAAAGAGCUUUUUGCCAAUCUCUGGGGUUGCAAAAGAUUUCACCAAUAUGCUUAUGGACAUCACAUAAAGGUAGAAUCCAAUCAUAAACCUCUGAAAGCAAUCCUCAGAAAGCCACUAGCUAUUGCUCCACCCAAACUGCAAAGAAUGAUCUUGGAAUUGCAAUAUUACUGUUUCACCAUUGUACAUGUUCCUGGGAAAAACAUUCCAGUAGCUGAAACACUGUAAAGAAAAUUGGUGCCUUGCUUUGACCUCAGCCUCAGCGAAGGGAUGGAUGUGCAAGUCCACACCGUACUCAGUGCUCUCCCAGUCAGCGAUGCAAAGAUCAGCAGUAAACAAGAAACAAAAAGAGAUACUCGGAUGUCCACAUUAAAGAGAGUGAUCAAAGAAUGAUGGUCUGUAGAGAGAAAGAGAUGCCUUACAGUCAUCUUAAAAUAUUUUAAUCUUAGGGACGAGCUAU
Xyrauchen texanus (razorback sucker) is the source of this 7638-nucleotide messenger RNA. Its product is annotated as zinc finger protein 721-like. Gene Ontology annotation, biological process: negative regulation of transcription by RNA polymerase II; regulation of cytokine production; regulation of immune system process. Bases 22 to 4317 code for a protein of 1431 amino acids. The record is from RefSeq and is a predicted model, not a curated record. Lineage: Eukaryota; Metazoa; Chordata; Actinopteri; Cypriniformes; Catostomidae. The transcript has 10 exons.